GAUUAUUACCAUAUUAUCCUCAGAUCACCACCAGUUUCAUUUGAUUUCACAUCGCAUAUAGGCACAAAUACAGAUACGUUAAAAACAUACGAAUAUGCCAGGGAUAGUUGACGGUGAAAGCCUCUACGCUAUCGUCACCUCGACGUCUCCCCAUCAAACCAAACUCGACCGCCUUGCGGACUUUAAAACACACGUGAAACGCGACUUUGUGGACCUCCGUCAGGUACCACGCUACUUCGAAGCGCUUUCUGUGGCCACAGACGCCAGUGACCCGCAAAUCGCGUCAGUAGCAUUCCUGGCGAUGUGCCACUUGGUCAAGCGAGUCAGCAUGCAAGACCGCACCGGUGUCUUGGCGCCUUGUGCGUACUUAGUACUCCCACUUCUUUUGGCAAAGCUUGUGGAUCUGCGGAAUUCGCUCCGCGUCUCCGCAAAGAAGGCGCUAGAGGCGUACUGGUUGGUGUGCCCCAGCGAGGUUGCUCAGGCGAUGCGUGACUCUGGCCUUGCCCACACGAACACACGGGUGAGAAUCGAGUGCUUGGCAUGGCUCCAGCAGUUGGUGGAACAGCCGCGACAGAAUACUGCGGUGUUCCGGCCGUUUGUGAGCGCGGUUGUGGUGUUGCUCGGGGAAGAGGCGGUCAGAGAGGCUGCGGUGCGGGUUUUGGCGAGCUAUGUGAAAUAUGGACGGGAUAAGUUGGCAAAAUUAGAGUUGCAGCGAGAAAUGCAGAGGCUGGGGGUUGAGAGGGGGGUUGUGGCAAGGAUUAUGGGUCCAGGUGCCAGUCAUCACUCGGACACCGGUCUGCAUGCCAAUCCUAUUACCAUAAACACUGGAAAUGCUAUGGCCCACACCCUAGGAUCGGGAAAUGCCAUAGGACAUACUCCAGGGCAUGGCAGUUUCGCCCCCAAGGAUACUCGAGUGGAUACCAAAACUGACCCCAAAUUGGAGAUAGACCCGCCUUCCCGUGCUUCGCACCGUCUCCGAUCUGCGUCUCCCGCGCAUGACGCGAGGCUCAUGAUUCCCAAGCGGACAUCCCAUCCGGACCUCAGAGCCAGAAAUGAAAGAGAUGAUAGAAGGGUCUCCCAGAGCUCUAAACAUGAAGGUUCAAAGAGGGAGUCAUCUUUAGACAUUCCCUCAGCUUCGCCUUCGGUCCCGCUUUCGAUUACCGCUUCACCUACCGCUUCGGUAGCUUCAAUAUUGGCAAAACUCCCCGGCUACCCUCUCGACACGGUCACUCCAAUUUUCAUCCUGGAGAGCCACCUCCAUCAAGAGCUUGAAGCCAUGACAUGCUUCCAAGACAAAGAAACAGAGUUCAACUGGAGCAGCAGAGAAAAAGCUGUCCUCAGACUCCGUGGGAUGCUCCGCGGAAACAUCGCCGACCACAGCGAAACCUUCAUCCUCCUCCUCAAGUCCCACCUCGUGGAGGGCAUUGGUAAGGCGGUGAUGUCGCUCCGCACAACGCUCUCUACCAACGGGUGCCAGCUCGUAAAGGAGCUCGGCCACUUCUGCGGUGCUGAGCUCGACUCCUCACUCGUGGAACACCUCAUGCUGCCGUUAUUCCGGCUUUCCUCCGCUACAAAAAAGAUCGCCUCCAUGAACGCCCAUCUCGCGAUGUGCGGACUCUUGGCCAACUGCGCAUUCCACUCGCGCGUACUCGCAAUGAUGAGCAACGUGGCGGCGGAGAAGAACACCCAGCCACGCUUGUUCCUUGCCACAUGGUUGCAAAUUUUGCUUGUGCGGUUUGGCGCCACGGCGGUUUUUGAUCACAACGCUGGCUGGGAGGCCAUCGAGGGGUGCAUGGUGAAGUGUCUCUCCGACCCGAACCCGGCCGUGCGCGAGCAGAUGCGUACUACCUUCUGGGUGUUCUACCAGAAGGCACCCGUGCGGGGGGAGGCAUUGCUCGCGUCGCUGCGUAUCGAUGUCAAUGUGAAGAAAGCGCUUGACAGAUCAAAACCAAAGAGCUUGGGCGAGCCUCUGGCGCCAAAGGCUCGUCCAUCGGUGAAAGAGUUUGUCGCCAGAAACAAGGAGGAGUUGGGGCGGAAAUCCAUGGGGUCGCUUCGCCAGCUGCCGUUUCCAGCUGCGAGGCUCGAGCAUAAAAAUGUCCGGUCAGUUUCACAAAACUCUCAGAGAGAGGCCCCCCAAAGACUCAGAAAGGCCUCCAUUGGCGACUUCAGACGCGAACGGCCUGAGAAGGAGAGGGCUAAGGAUGAGAAAGAGAGGACUAAGGAUGAAAAAGAGAGGGUUAAGGACGAAAAGGAGAGGGCUAAGGAUGAAGCGGAAAGAACCAGGAAUGAAAGUCCAGUGGGAAGGAUCAGGAAGAUGGAAGAGAAAGAAAAAUCCGCUGGGAGCUCUGAAUAUGACCCUCACAACGACCCUAUCGUACAGUUCCUCUCAUCCAGCAGCCAGGAGCUCAAGGCCGAAGGGGUCAAUCUCUUGAAGUAUGCGGUCAUGGGGGAUGAAGUUCUCUCGGCAAAAGUCAAUCAGUUGCUUAUGGAAAUCUCGCUCUUGGACCCGUUUCUUCUCCAGCCGUUGUUCGGUCUGCGCGACCUCUUACCCCGGGUGUUUCCCUUCUUCACCAUUGACAACUUUAUGCGGGUGUUGGCCUUGAACUACACCCCUGAGAUGGUCAACGUCCAGUUUAUCGCCACGCUUGCACAACUCAUGUCCAUUGAUGAUUUCUACCUCUCCAUCUACAACCUCAUGUCGUACACGAUUGACAUUAAGGCUAUCUCCAACAAGCGGAUCACGAUGCAGGUAAUAAAGUACAAGCUGAAGUUUGUGCGGUUCUACUUGUUUGUGUUGACCCAGAGUAUGGCCCAGCUCCCGCUCAACGACGAAUUCUACCUCUCCAUAGUCGAGGUGUUGUUUCGGUCGUUAAGCUUGCUCAAGUCGCUCUCAGACCUCUAUGAGCCCUACACCCACUUGCUUCGGCUCUGCUUCUCCAUGAACCCACAGUUGUUUCAGAUGAAGUUGCUGCAGAUGGUGCAGUACAUCCGCGAGGAGAUCCACGCAAUGGUGAGCGAGGAAAGGGACGAGGGGGGUGUUCCACGCGUGUCGUCAGAGAACGAAGAUGAGAUGAUUGACGGGGUGAUGGCGUCUUCGUUGUACGAGAUGACGAUGGUGAACCCGCGCCAGAAGAUGGAGGGUGUUCCUGGGUUUCAGAGUGACAUGACGAUGAUUGUACCGAAGUUCCAUAAGUCACUGGACAAGCCUCCGGAGGUAAUUCUGAGCGCUUCUGCUGGACAUCUGGCGGGGCCAAGGUCUCAAGCAGCCCCUGCUUCCAUUCAUGCCUUGACGGACACCUCGCACAACCAGGUUCCACAGUCGAUCAGAGAGGAGCUUACGGGGCUCGUCGACGUAGCAAUGAGUAAACGGGCCGAAACCGAUGUGGCGACGAAGAACGAUGCUAAACUUUCGGAAAGAGGUCUCGUCAAAGAAUCAACUCUCGACAUUGUGGAACAAAUGAACCGAAAGUUGGUUGGCCCGGAGUCCGACGUCGAGAUGAACGAAACGCUUGAAGCUUCAGAUAUCGAAAUGGACUGCGAAGCGAGUGCUGGACCCGUUACAACGGACCAGCCAAGUGCCAUCCCUCAACUCAACGACGACCCCUUGUCACAGGUUCAAACCGACAACGAGAUGGACGAUGACCUGAACCAUUCUGAACAUGAAGAUGCUCCAGAUGAUUCACACUCGAAUAUUGAAUUAAUCCCUCUUAUCGCUCCCUCCGGCUCCGAUGCGAUUCCUAUCGUCACUCUCCCCAACCUGAAUGUCGUCGCCGUCCCUCCAGAGCUAUCCUCGCACGAUCCUGCCAGUCCUUCGCAUAAGAUUCGAUACAGUGACGCCAGUAGGCUUUCCAGCACGCUUUCGCAGGUCCAGAUCAGCUGCUCACCGCCAAACACCGCCAAGAUCCAGCGGAUGAUUGAGAUGUCGGACCCGUUCGUCAUUGCCACCAGGAAAAAGCCCGUAGAGAUCUACCACGAUAGGAAGUCUCUUUCUGCCCUGCCAGAUCCUGUCAGUGCUCUUGCUGACUCGUGGUUUGAUUUUGGGGUGGAAAAGUUGGCGGUUCACCGGAGCAUUCGCAGCAGUGAGUACGCAGCGAUUGGCGGCUUUGAGCGGAUCUGUCGCCACUUGGGCCGCGGUGCCUUGACAGAUGGCGAAUUAGUCCAGUUGUUGACGUACAUGCAAGCAGCUAACCCCAAGAACCCUGGUGAGGGGUUUCAUGCGUACUACGCCUCCAAGGGUGUUGCCAUGGUGAGAUCUUCGGUACAGGGGUACUUCCGAGAGAUUCAGGCGAUUUCUGAAGCGGAUAACCAGAAAUUGAACGCCCAGCUCCGGGGGUUGAUCUUGCUCAAACAGUUGCUCUUGAACCGGGAUGUGACUGAUAUCUCCAAUUUCUGGGAUAUUCUUGUCGCAUUGACCCAGAUUAUCGAUGCGGACGAAGUCGAUAUGACGUUUGCCAUUGAGGAAACGCGAGAUGAGAUGAUCAACUUGAGCUUCCUCAAGUGUUUUGAGCUUUCGAUACGGCAGGUUAAGCUCCAGAUGAUGGUGCCUCUGCACGUGUAUCCGCUUGUAUUCCUGCUCGCCACGAUGGGCAAAUGUGCGGCGCAUUUCGAAACCCUUUCGGACGACUUGAUUGUGAGCAUCGACGAGAUGAUCGAGCCGCUUUUGUCGCAUCACGAGGCAGACGUCAGACGCUUCGCAAUCAUGGUCUACGCCCAGUUUCAUCGGUUGGCGAAGGAGGAAAAGGGUGGAAGCGUGACGGCGAUUAUGAGCCGGAUGAGCAGUGCCCAGAGGAAGUUGGUUAAGUAUUACAGUGAACGGUAAGGCUAGGCGUGCACUGCAAGCUCUGUCGGCCUCUACACUCGCUAUGCUCGCUUAAGCUGUGUAUAAGUUAUAAUAAUAUGGAUUCCGGUACAUUGAAAU
Babjeviella inositovora NRRL Y-12698 is the source of this 4918-nucleotide messenger RNA. RefSeq lists its product as uncharacterized. The record is from RefSeq and is a predicted model, not a curated record. Gene Ontology annotation, biological process: astral microtubule depolymerization; mitotic spindle assembly. Gene Ontology annotation, cellular component: cytoplasmic microtubule; spindle microtubule; mitotic spindle midzone. The transcript has a single exon. The coding region runs from base 95 to 4819 and encodes 1574 amino acids. Gene Ontology annotation, molecular function: microtubule binding. Lineage: Eukaryota; Fungi; Ascomycota; Pichiomycetes; Serinales.